Messenger RNA from Sphaeroforma arctica JP610, 557 nucleotides. RefSeq lists its product as hypothetical. The record is from RefSeq and is a predicted model, not a curated record. NCBI's taxonomy places the organism in Eukaryota, Ichthyosporea, Ichthyophonida. The transcript is spliced from 5 exons. The annotation marks the transcript as partial.
CUUUCAGAUUAAGACCAUCACCCCUGGAGAGACUCCUUCCAGUGACAAUGGUGGAGCGGGCGCGGCCACACAGCAAAUCCUUAGCAACUUUAUGCAGAUGUUCGGUGCUGAAGGGGGCGACGCCCAUCUCUCACUAAACGAAGACGUGACCAACACCAAUGUCAUGAAAGCCUUCGACGGAGUUUUGGAUCCAUUGGCCGCCGUUUGGACUGCGCUCAAUCUUAAUAUGGACACUCUCAGCGACAGUCGCCAUAGCGGCGGAGUGGGCGCAGAUAUGCACGGAGUGUUUGUGGACUCACUGCGCAAAGUGCCGAAAGUGCCCAAUAUCAGAGGCUCUAAUCUGGGUCUCACCCGGCGCAGAAGCAUGGCGUUACUGCUAGCGUCGGGAGGUGCAGCGAAGAAGCAACGGCAACGCGAUAUCACACGAGAGAGGAUUCUGGAGAUCCUGGAGAUGGUCUUUGUAAGGCAUCCGUAUCGGCUCGUUGAGUCGUUUAUGUUGACGUGGAAGGUGAAGAGUGACUCAGGACAUCUGUUUGUUCCUCCGGAUAGUGACCGAG